GAACAGCGUCCUGAAUGGCGUCGGCGGCGGCCUGUGCGUGGGGGUAAGGUCUUGGGCUGCCGGCCUUCCGGCGCGCGCUGGCUCUCUCAUGCUGCGGGCUGCGGUCGCCACCCUUCGCCCGGAUCUGCGGCGCUGAGGCGUCCGGGCAGCGCGCGACAUGUCGUCGGGCCUCCGCGCCACCGACUUCCCCCGCUGGAAGCGCCACAUCUCGGAGGAGCUGAGGCGCCGGGACCGGCUGCAGAGGCAGGCGUUCGAAGAGAUCAUCCUGCAGUAUAACAAGUUGUUGGAAAAGUCAGAUCUUCAUUCAGUGUUGGCUCAUAAACUGCAAACUGAGAAGCAUGACAUACCAAACAGGCAUGAGAUAAGUCCUGGACAUGAUGGUGCAUGGAAUGAUAGUCAGCUACAAGAAAUGGCCCAGCUGAGAAUUAAACACCAGGAAGAACUGACAGAAUUACACAAGAAACGUGGGGAGUUAGCUCAGUUGGUGAUUGACCUGAAUAACCAAAUGCAGCAGAAGGAUAAGGAGAUGCAGAUGAACGAAGCAAAAAUUGCAGAAUGUCUGCAGACUAUCUCAGACCUGGAGAUGGAAUGCCAAGAGCUCCGUGGUAAGCUUCAGGAUCUCGAAAGAGCCAACCAGACACUGAAGGAUGAAUACGAUGCCCUGCAGAUCACGUUUACUGCCUUGGAGGAGAAACUGAGGAAGACAACUGAAGAAAACCAGGACUUGGUCACCAGGUGGAUGGCAGAGAAAGCCCAGGAAGCGAAUCGCUUAAAUGCAGAGAAUGAAAAGGAUUCAAGGAGGCGGCAAGCCCGGCUGCAGAAAGAGCUUGCAGAAGCAGCAAAGGAACCUCUUCCGAUUGAACAGGAUGAUGACAUUGAAGUCAUUUUGGAUGAGACCUCUGAUCAUCCUGAGGAGACCUCCCCCGUGCGAGCCAUCAGCAGAGCAGCCACUAAGCGACUCUCGCAGCCUGCUGGAGGCCUUCUGGAUUCUAUCACUAAUAUCUUUGGUUUGUCCGAGUCUCCCCUUUUGGGACAUCACUCUUCUUCUGAUGCUGCCAGGAGGCGCUCUGUCUCUUCCUUUCCAGUUCCCCAGGACAAUGUGGAUCCUCAUCCUGGUUCUAGCAAAGAAGUGAGAGUACCAACUACUGCAGUAUUUGUCUUUGAUGCACAUGAUGGAGAAGUGAACGCUGUGCAGUUCAGUCCCGGGUCCCGGUUACUGGCAACUGGAGGCAUGGAUCGGAGGGUUAAACUUUGGGAAGUGAUUGGAGACAAAUCUGAGUUCAAGGGUUCCCUGUCUGGCAGUAAUGCAGGAAUUACAAGCAUUGAAUUUGAUAGUGCUGGAUCUUACCUCUUAGCAUCUUCAAAUGAUUUUGCAAGCAGAAUCUGGACUGUGGAUGAUUAUCGGUUACGGCACACCCUCACGGGGCACAGUGGGAAAGUGCUGUCUGCCAAGUUCCUGCUGGACAAUGCACGUAUUGUUUCCGGAAGCCAUGACCGGACCCUCAAACUCUGGGAUCUACGCAGCAAAGUCUGCAUAAAAACAGUGUUUGCAGGAUCCAGUUGCAAUGAUAUUGUCUGCACAGAGCAAUGUGUAAUGAGUGGGCAUUUUGACAAGAAAAUUCGUUUUUGGGACAUACGGUCAGAGAGUAUAGUCCGAGAGAUGGAGCUGCUGGGAAAGAUUACUGCCCUGGACUUAAACCCAGAAAGAACUGAGCUCCUAAGCUGCUCCCGGGAUGACCUACUAAAAAUUAUUGAUCUACGGAUAAAUGCUGUUAAGCAGACAUUUAGUGCACCAGGAUUCAAGUGUGGCUCCGACUGGACCCGAGUUGUAUUCAGCCCUGAUGGCAGUUACGUGGCAGCAGGCUCAGCUGAGGGCUCCCUCUACAUUUGGAGUGUGCUUACAGGGAAAGUGGAGAGGGUCCUUUCAAAGCACCACAGCUCUUCGAUCAAUGCAGUGGCGUGGUCCCCCGCCGGGUCUCACGUUAUCAGCGUGGACAAAGGAAACAAAGCUGUGCUAUGGUCGGUGUAUUGAGCGACAUUCAGUAUGAGGAGCCCUUCAGGCACCCGCCUCAGGAGAGAGCUGAUCCAAAGCCGGGGAGGAAAUGGACUCCCUCGGUGGCGCAUGGUCAGGUGGCUUGUCAGGGCAGAGCUUUGACUUCCUGGGGAAGAGCUCAAGUGAUGCAGCCUGGUGGCUUUCCUUUGGAUAGGAUUGCUGGAAAUUUGGACUGAGGUCUCCAGUGGCCUGAAAGAGUUAACACUGAAAACAAAUCUAACACUGCGGGCCCUCAGCAGAGGUUGGAGGGGAAACACUAGUAGCUUGGAUCUUCCAUACCUCACUGGGUGACGCACAAAGCACCCGCUGGUUUUUCCCACUGGACAGCAGUGCCAAAGACACCCGCCCUGCCUGGUGUUCCUUCGCCUGUGCUUUCUCCCGUCCUUCCAGAGUUGGUUCUGGCCUAGUGUAGGUCCCAUCACCUGCCUACAGGAAGCACAGAUGCAGGGAAUAUUCUGAGCUUGAAGGAGUUGAUGGGCCUGCAGUCCUCUCUGGUGGUCUGCCCCUCUCGCAGGGCUCUUGUUUUGCUCUUAUCUUCUUACUUCUGAAAUUUCCUUAGGUUUCUCAAACUGUUCUUGGAAAGACAACUGUUCUUAAGAGCUUCUGACCUCCUUUUACCUCAGCAUCCUACAUAUCUGUUUAAGACAUAAAUCUCAAUUUGUUUAAAAAAAAAAAUGAGAUCAGGGCAGAAGUGAAGACUCUUGCCAGGGAAGUGGGUGUGCACGUUCCCUAGAGGGGGGUGCAUGCCACCUUUGCAGGUUUGGUUAAAUGGCGGUUACCAGUGACAGGGAAUUUGGGGCCACAGCUGUACUACUCUGGAGCUGGUGAUACCAGCCUCUGCCCCUCUGCCCGGCACACAGGCAGCGCCCCUCGGUGCUUUAGUGCACAGGGCUCUCCUGGGAGUGUGGGGACGCAGCAUCUUCCAGUUUCAAAUGCUGGGAUAAACCCUGAGGGAACGUUGGCCUAUGGCACUUAAAAAUAUUUACCUGUACCAUCUUACCUGUGUAUGAAAUUUGAGUUCUUUGCUUGGGUGUCUAAAACACUCAUGCUUUUAUCACUUUUUAAUUUGCACUUUAAUUUUUUCUUUUCCUUCCAAACUUGUUUUCUGGACAGUUCAGGAUGUGAGUGAAAGAGGAAGGAUGCUUGUUCUUUUCCUCUGGUAGGGGUUGGUCUCCUCUCUCACUCUUUUCCCUUGUCUUCAUCUCCCCUUUUUGGUUUGCUGUUCAGACAACUUGGUUAAGGGGAGUUGAGAUUCACAGGUCGGGGCACGUCUUUUAUUUAUUCAUUUAUGUUGCCCAACAGUACUUGAUUGUAAAUUUAAAAAGAGAAAAAAAAUCUGUUAUAUACUUUUCA
Molecule: messenger RNA, 3406 nt
Organism: Choloepus didactylus (southern two-toed sloth)
Lineage: Eukaryota; Metazoa; Chordata; Mammalia; Pilosa; Megalonychidae
Gene: ATG16L1
Product: autophagy related 16 like 1
Exons: 19
Coding region: 158-2032 (624 amino acids)
Biological process (GO): negative stranded viral RNA replication; autophagosome assembly
Cellular component (GO): autophagosome membrane
Molecular function (GO): protein binding
Source: RefSeq, a predicted model, not a curated record